CCUGGAUUUUGACGUUUCCGAGAAUGUAACGCCAGCUGUCACUUCAGGGCGAUGGGUUUCUGACGUGUUGUUUUGUUGAUGUACACUUGGCACUUUGGCAAAUUGGAAGCCGCCUGAACAAACGACAAAAUGUUCAAUAUCGCCACACAUAUGGACUUUGAGGGCCAAGGAAGGGCCGAGAAGCUGUCCCGCAUCAUCAUUACACUGUUCGGUACGGUCGGGCUAGUGUGGGGCUACAUUAUCCAGCAAUUCUCGCAAACGGUCUACAUUCUCAUCGCUGGUGUACUGCUGGCAUCGAUUCUCACCAUUCCACCGUGGCCCAUCUACCGCAAGAAGCCGCUCAACUGGCAAAAGCCUCGUCCGGAUCCGCAAACUACGCAAAGUUCAACAGAUGAACCAAAGAAGAAAAAGAAAAACUAAUUCUUCCUUGGAUGGGAUCUCGCUUGCUGAACGAUUAAAUUACGAAUAAAAAAUAAACUACAACACACACACCUAUUGUGGGCUGACAUUCGGGGCUGUUUGUCGGAACAAAAAACCCCAGCUUGUAA
Molecule: messenger RNA, 548 nt
Organism: Anopheles stephensi (Asian malaria mosquito)
Lineage: Eukaryota; Metazoa; Arthropoda; Insecta; Diptera; Culicidae
Gene: Spase12
Product: signal peptidase complex subunit 1
Exons: 3
Coding region: 130-420 (96 amino acids)
Biological process (GO): protein targeting to ER
Cellular component (GO): signal peptidase complex; endoplasmic reticulum membrane
Source: RefSeq, a predicted model, not a curated record